CUCUAUUAUCAAAUCAUUUGCUGAAUCCAAAGAAUCUUCUCGUCUAGUACAGUAUAUUAUAAAAAUCCUCCGCCCAAGUAAAGCCCCAGGCCCAAUCUUAAACCCAAGGCAACGUUUUUGCUCUCCGGCACCGGCUGCCUACAAACUGAUCUGAACCGGAGAUAGCUUCGGAGCUUUCAAAGUUCCGUGCUCUCAAUUGUUGUAAAAGUUCGGUUAUGAAUUAAGGUAGGCGGUAGAAAUGGAAAGAGUGUUCAGUAAGCUUCGCAAUUUGGACGCUUACCCUAAAAUCAAUGAGGAUUUCUAUAACCGUACGCUUUCCGGCGGUAUUAUUACCCUCACCGCCUCUUUAAUUAUGCUUGUUCUCUUCGUCAACGAGCUCGGAUUGUAUAUCCACAGUUAUACUGAAACACAGCUCAUUGUAGAUACUUCAAGGGGAGGAAAAUUACAUAUACAUUUUGAUAUCACUUUUCCAGCUGUUCCAUGUUCGCUGCUCAGUCUUGAUGCCAGGGAUAUUAGUGGAGAAGAACAUUUUGACAUACGACAUGAUAUAUUCAAAAAGAGGAUCGACUCCCAUGGAGCUGUUAUUGAAGUCAGACAAGAUGGAAUUGGUGCUCCUAAGAUCGAGAGGCCUUUGCAGAAGCACGGUGGCAGACUUGAGCACAAUGAAACAUACUGUGGUUCAUGCUUUGGUGCUGAAACGGCAGAUGAUGAAUGUUGUAAUACAUGUGAAGAAGUUCGUGAAGCAUAUCGAAAGAGAGGCUGGGCGAUAACAAAUACUGAUUUAAUCGAUCAGUGUAAAAGGGAAGGUUUUGUCCAAAAGAUUAAAGAUGAAGAAGGUGAAGGAUGUAACAUCCAUGGAUCUCUAGAGGUCAAUAAAGUGGCUGGGAAUUUUCACUUUGCUGCUGGCAAAAGCUUUCACCAGUCAAGCUUUCAACUCUUCGAACUGAUUGCCUUACAAUCAGAUACUUAUAAUAUCAGUCAUAGGGUAAAUAAGAUAGCUUUUGGCGACUCUAUUCCUGGAGUUGUAAAUCCACUUGAUGGGGUUCACUGGACGCAGGAAGCACAGCAUGGAGUGUAUCAAUACUUUCUUAAAGUGGUCCCUACAAUAUAUAAAGGUUUUAGAGGCCAUACUAUUGAUUCAAAUCAGUUCUCAGCGACCGAGCAUUUCAAGAGUUCAGAGAUGGGUCUUUUCCAAUCACCUCCUGGAGUUUACUUCUUUUAUGACCUCUCUCCAAUCAAGGUGACUUUCACGGAGCAGCAUGUGUCAUUCUUUCAUUUCCUCACCAGCGUUUGUGCAAUUAUUGGAGGUGUCUUCACAGUUGCUGGAAUAGUAGAUGCAUUUAUUUACCAUGGUCAAAAGGCGAUAAAGAAGAAAGUGGAACUCGGGAAGUUUGGGUAAUGACACUACUGCAAGCUAGCGCUUUAUCAUUCUUGACUUCGACUUCAGGUCUUCAGCAGUAGCUAGUGCAUUCUACUGGAUGUUUGUUCAUUUCUUUCCGUCCUUGGCCCUUCUGAUGGUUUUGUUUGGUUAUUUAUUAUGUAUAAGCCUUCCAACAAAAAGGAAGACAUAUGCAUCACGUUCAUAGGGUAAAAUACGUUUAGGGCAAAAUUCCACAAUUGCAGAAUAUGACUAACUUCUGUAUUUCCUGCUGCAACUCAUUCUCAUUAUACUUCGUAUUUCACCUGAGAGUUAGAUGAUCUUAGGUUGUACUUCUGUUCAAAUGGUAGAGAUGAUCUUUUUUGUAGCUUGGACUGAAUUUUGCAUGCCGAAUUUUCUCCCAGAAACAAGGAGUAAAUUGUAAUUGUUGAGUGGUAUAAGUUGACUUUUGUCUCCUGAA
Nicotiana tabacum (common tobacco) is the source of this 1838-nucleotide messenger RNA. RefSeq lists its product as uncharacterized. The record is from RefSeq and is a predicted model, not a curated record. NCBI's taxonomy places the organism in Eukaryota, Viridiplantae, Streptophyta, Magnoliopsida, Solanales, Solanaceae. Gene Ontology annotation, cellular component: COPII-coated ER to Golgi transport vesicle; endoplasmic reticulum.